Bombyx mandarina (wild silkworm) is the source of this 2528-nucleotide messenger RNA. Its product is annotated as U3 small nucleolar RNA-associated protein 25 homolog. Gene Ontology annotation, cellular component: small-subunit processome; nucleolus. Gene Ontology annotation, biological process: maturation of SSU-rRNA from tricistronic rRNA transcript (SSU-rRNA, 5.8S rRNA, LSU-rRNA). The record is from RefSeq and is a predicted model, not a curated record. Gene Ontology annotation, molecular function: U3 snoRNA binding; rRNA binding. NCBI's taxonomy places the organism in Eukaryota, Metazoa, Arthropoda, Insecta, Lepidoptera, Bombycidae.
GUGUUUAUUUUAUGGUAUUACGAGCCUAUGACCUACUUAGUACAUAGGUAAUAGGUACCGUACUUAAGUAAUAAUCACUGAGCCAGUAAUCACUACCGUACGUAAUAAUUACCUACUAAUCAUCUGAUUCAUAGUCAUAGUUAAGACUCUCGAAUAUAUUAAGUGUAUAAAUCUUUGGUUAUACAUACACUUGUUGCACUCUGAGAUAUUAUGUUUAAUACCCAUGACUUGUUGACUUAAAAUAAUGAAGGGAAAGAAAUACUUUGGUAAAAAGAAGACAAUAAAAGACCACAUUAGUAAAAAGAAAAGAAAAAGUUCCAAUGAUACAUAUGUUACAAAUAAAAAGGCUAAAUUCAAUCGAUACAAAAAUGUACAAAAGGUUGAGGAAGAGCUUGAAAAGAAAAAGCAGAUGGAACGGAAGUUUCAAAGGGAACAAGAAGCUUAUUCUGAAAGCGAAGAGGAACAAGAUGUAUACGGGCAACUUGUGUCUUGUUUUAGUAAACCAACAAACACAAUAGUAGUAAAUAGUGACGAAGAAGUAGAUUCUGAUAGCCCCAGCCCUGAAAUUGAAAGUUGUGCUCGUAAACGUGCUCGAAAUGAGGAAGUUAGUAAGACCGAGAGUGACAGUGACUAUAGUGAUAGCGAAGACAAUGCAAAGGGCCAAGAUUUUGAUAACACUGCUACUUUUGAAACAGAAUUAGACCAUGAAACUGAUGAUUUGUUCGUAAAACAUCUACAAUAUGAUUUACCUGAUGAGUUGCUGGUUUCAUUAAACAACUCGCCCAUGACAGUUUCUACUAUUUCAAAGACAUGGCCAGUGAUUGGUAACAUAACUAUUGUUAUACCUAGACCAAUUGAAACAGCAAUAAAGAAAGUUAAAGCUAAAAUUUCAUUAUUGGAAGAUAAAACUUUUGCUGAACCCGGUACAGCACCUAGUCUAAUUCACAAGGUUGAUUUUGAAGAAUUGAAAAUAAAAUCACAAAUACAUGGAAACAUUGUCUCGGCGAAUAAAACUAGUUUGGUAAAGAGAGAUCUUGAACUAUCUGAAGUUUUAACUCCAUUACAAAAAGAAAUUUUUUCAAUACUCAACAACUAUCAGGAUUUGUAUUACCCUGAAAGAACAUUUAGUAAUGCUGAUGAAAUUCGUUACAUAUAUUGUCUUCAUGCCAUCAACCAUAUGCUGAAGACCAGAACACGAAUUUUACAUCAUAAUGCAAAAUUGACAAAGAAAAAUGAUAUUUCCGAUGAUUAUAGAGAUCAAGGAUUAGUUCGUCCCAAGGUACUAGUAAUGGUUCCAUUCAAAAAUGCAGCUUACAGAGUAGUGAAAACCUUAAUGGAAAUUUUGGUGCCAAAAGAGGCUGGUCAGGUGCUCAAUAAAAAAAGAUUUGAAGACGAGUUUACAGGAGGUGAACUUAUCAUGCCACGUAAAAAUCCAAAGCCUGAGGACUAUGAACUCAUGUUCACUGGCAACACAGAUGAUACAUUCAGGAUAGGCAUGACGGUCACCAAGAAAAGUCUUAAGUUAUAUACAGAUUUUUACUCAUCAGACAUCAUAGUCGCAUCACCACUUGGUCUACGAAUGUUGGUCGGAGCUGAAGGGGAGGAAGACAGAGAUUAUGAUUUUUUGGCUUCCAUAGAAAUUUUGAUUAUGGAUCAAGCGGAUGUGUUCUUAAUGCAGAAUUGGGAUCAUUUGCUACAUGUUCUUGACCAUUUUCAUCUUCAACCAAAGAAAACGCAUGAUACUGACUUCUCUAGAGUCAGAUCGUGGGCAGUCAACGGAUGGGCUAAAUAUUACAGACAAACAUUAGUAUUCGCUUCCGUGCUCCUGCCGGAAAUCAAAUCUGUACUGAAUAAGAAAUGCCAUAACUACGCCGGGAAAGUGCUUGUGGAGAAUCCUGUAGAAGUGGGGAGUAUUCAACAAGUAUUGUUACAGAUACCUCAGAUAUUUCACAGAUUCAAUGCGUCGACAGCACUGGAAUCGGCCGAGGCCAGAUUCGAGUACUUCAUAAAGGAGGUUCUGCCCAAGCAGCGCGACACCCUCAUGAGCCACACGCUCAUCUACGUGCCGAGCUACUUCGAUUACGUGCGCAUACGGAAUUAUUUUAAGAAAGAAGACAUUAGUUUUGUGCAAAUCUGCGAAUACUCUAAGGACGCGAAGAUAGCCCGAGCCAGAGAUAUGUUCUUCCACACCGAAGCACACUUCUUGCUGUAUUCAGAGAGAGUCCACUUCUUCCGGAGAUUCAGGAUCAAAGGGAUCCGGCAUAUAAUAUUUUAUCAGCCGCCGACGUAUCCGCACUUUUACUCCGAGAUGUGUAACCUGAUGCAGGAGAGCAACCAGAACAAGUACGGGGGCAGCGAGUGUAACAUGACGGUGUCGGUGCUGUACUGCCGCUGCGACCUCGUGCGGCUGGGCGCGCUGCUCGGCGCCGCGCGGGGGGCACGCGUGCUGCGCGCGGACCGACCCGUGCACAUGUACGUCACGGGGGACUGACGCCGAAUCAUCAAUAAAAUACAAUAAAAAUACAAAA